GAGCUUCGGUUGGUCAGCUGACUCGCUGUCAAAGUACGUCACACGCCCGAGCCACACACGCAUACAAAAACGUACGAUUAAAGGCCACAGAGCGUGAAUGGCGAACGGACGCGUUCGCGCCUUUCGCGACUUGGUGGGGCCGAGAGAAGCGGCGAGUGUCAAAGUUUGUCGACGCCAAAACGGCUUUUAUCGACGACCAAUCCGCUGCGCGAGGUCCAUGAACGGGGACGUCGAGGUCCGAGCCGGUUAGAAGACGACGUAACCGGCGUACGAUCGAUCGGCAAACUUAGUGUAAUGUCGCGUUGCGAAUUAACACACGCGUGAGAGCGUUGUCGCGUCGCUCAUCUCUGUCCUUUGGGUCCAAUCCAUCGUUUUCUCGCCCCGAGCUCUCCUUACAGAGCUAAUUGCACCGGUUUUUUCACGAAAUCGAAACUUGCAAAGAGAGCGGAGUUGCGCGCGGCACAUUCAGCUGUGUGUCGUAUGUAUCGUAAAUCAAACGUGCGUGGAACAACGUAACUUCAAUCAUGGUGGAAGGUGGGAAAAAUAGCAUGCAGAACGGAUUGCUUAGUAAUGGAAUUAACAGGAAGAACUCGGCGGUGCGGCUGCAGAUCGUCCCGACGCAGCCGAAGACGAUCACGCAUCUGCCGAAGAGGCCCCCGGUCGACUUGGCAUUCACCGAUCUUACGUAUAAGGUCCGAGAAGGCCGCAAAAAUAAUUCGAAAACAAUCCUCAAAUCCGUCAGCGGCAGACUGCGGUCCAGCGAGCUAACGGCUAUUAUGGGCCCUUCAGGCGCUGGAAAGUCAACGCUCUUAAAUAUCCUCACCGGAUACAAGACGUCAAGUACAGAAGGCAGCAUCACAAUAAACGGCCAGGAAAGAAACCUCAGUGCCUUCAGGAAACUCUCCUGCUACAUCAUGCAAGAUAAUCAACUUCAUAUGAAUCUAACGGUAGCGGAAGCUAUGAAGGUUGCAGCGAAUCUUAAGCUCAGCUCACACGUUAAUCAAGCGGAAAAAGAAGAAGUGAUUCAGGAAAUCCUUGAAACUCUCGGCUUAUCUGAGCAUCGCCGUACUAUGACCUCGAACCUGAGUGGCGGUCAAAAAAAAAGGCUCUCCAUCGCUCUGGAGUUAGUGAAUAAUCCUCCAAUAAUGUUUUUCGAUGAACCUACUAGCGGUCUGGACUCCUCGUCCUGUUUCCAAUGCAUCUCGUUGCUGAAAACUCUGGCACGUGGCGGCAGAACGAUAAUUUGUACAAUUCAUCAGCCUAGUGCGAGACUUUUCGAGAUGUUCGAUGCUCUCUACACGUUAGCCGAAGGUCAAUGCGUUUAUCAAGGUUCUACAUCACAAUUGGUGCCUUUUCUAAGGGCAAUUGGCCUCAAUUGUCCGAGCUAUCACAACCCAGCAUCGUUUAUCAUUGAAGUGUCGUGCGGCGAAUAUGGCGACAAUAUCAAGAAUUUAAUUAAUGCGAUAAACAAUGGCAAAUACGAUAUACGUGAAGGAUAUCCGUUCCCCGAGACGAAAGAGGGAAUGAAUAAUUGCACUGCUACGACGGGUAUAUUAAAGAACAGCGAUAACUUGGACAAAACGAAGAUCAAAGACAAGAACGAUAUCAGUAAUCUGCAGGAAAAAUUCCCGGAGCAGAAAAGCGAGAUUAGUAAUGGAAGACUCAUUCAUGGCUACGCUACAAACGACAUUGCUAAACAAGCGUUGGAUGUGGCAAUACCAAUGGAUUCGGAUAAGAAGGACAAUGCCAACAUGGCUCUGCUCGAUGAAUCAAUCAUAGUCACACCCGAGAGAUAUGCCACAUCCGAAUUCAAGCAAUUCUAUAUCAUUUUGAAGCGCGCCCUACUUUUCAGUCGUAGAGAUUGGACUCUCAUGUAUCUCCGACUUUUCGCUCAUAUUCUGGUGGCAGGGCUAAUCAGCGCACUGUAUUACGAUAUCGGAAACGACGGCGCCAAAGUACUUAGCAAUUUGGGUUUCUUGUUCUUCAACAUGCUGUUCCUCAUGUAUACUUCCAUGACAAUCACAAUUCUGUCCUUUCCGUUGGAACUACCUGUACUUUUGAAAGAAAACUUCAACAGAUGGUACUCUCUCAAGUCGUAUUACUUGGCGAUUACCAUUUCGGAUUUACCUUUCCAGACUAUAUUUUGUAUAUUGUACGUUACCGUCGUGUACUUCCUGACGAGUCAGCCAGCGGAUAUAAUGCGGUUCUCCAUGUUCUUGGGCACCUGUUUAUUGAUAUCUUUUGUUGCGCAAUCAGUGGGUCUCAUGGUCGGCGCAGCGAUGAAUGUGCAGAACGGCGUGUUCCUCGCGCCAGUAAUGUCGGUGCCUUUCCUCCUCUUCUCAGGAUUCUUCGUCAGCUUCGACGCGAUUCCGGUCUAUCUACGAUGGAUCACAUACCUCAGUUAUAUCAGAUAUGGUUUCGAGGGAACCGCUUUGACCAUUUACGGCUUCGGCCGAGAGAAAUUAAAGUGCUUUCAGGUAUAUUGCCACUUCAAAGAUCCGCAGACGACCCUGGAGGAAUUGGACAUGCUUGACGCUGACUUUACUUUGGAUAUUCUCGCUCUUCUGCUCAUCUUUGUCGUGCUGCGAAUUGCUGCGUAUCUCUUCCUGCGUUGGAAAAUUAAGACCGUCCGAUAGAUCAUCAGUAUGUAUAAACCUUGUAAAAUUAGAUGGUUGCAAGUUGUGCUGGUUAACGCAAGUGUUACCAUCUAUUGCGUAGAACCUCGCAGGCAAAAACGAACAUAUUUUUCGUAAUCUCGUAAAAGAUAUUUUAAAAUGGCGAUACGAAGACUCGGUUCCAGCGUUUCGCGACAUUAAAUCAAGAUACAAGGAACUUUAUGCGGAAAUCAUGAUUUUCGCAACUUCUCGGUGAGAACUCUCGCAAAGAUAACUAUUCAUUGUCGAAGAGACAUUAGUACAUUUCGAAAGUAUCACGAAGUAUGAUCUACUUUUUGUCGCAUUUUAGGGUUGCUGAAGUUUAGUUGAUAGUAGGACCAAUACUAAUGUAACUUAUUUAUAUCCUUAAUUUAAUAACGACGACGGCCGGUAGUUACGAUUGCAACAUUUGUUCAGGGUACUAUUCUAUACUAUAUAUAUAUAUGUGUACACGUAUACAUAUACAGGAUGUCCGGUAAAUUUUAUGAGUACAAAGCGCUUAUAUGUAAAUAGCGAGCUAAACAGUCGAAAGUGGACUUUUCGACUCAUUGUCAGUUUAGUCCGCUCUACUUACAUAGUAAGCGCUUUGUCAAAACUUACCGGACAUACAGGGUAUAUUUCGAAUAUACCCCGUAUAUUCGAGAUAUACUAUCUUCCCUUUUUUAUUGUGUCAGUACUCUCUAAAUCUUUUAGAGUGAAUCUCACUCUGAAGAGUGAAAUCUCA
Messenger RNA from Mycetomoellerius zeteki, 3378 nucleotides. RefSeq names its product ATP-binding cassette sub-family G member 4. Gene Ontology annotation, biological process: transmembrane transport. The record is from RefSeq and is a predicted model, not a curated record. Gene Ontology annotation, molecular function: ATP binding; ABC-type transporter activity; ATP hydrolysis activity. The transcript has 13 exons. The coding region runs from base 525 to 2636 and encodes 703 amino acids. Lineage: Eukaryota; Metazoa; Arthropoda; Insecta; Hymenoptera; Formicidae. Gene Ontology annotation, cellular component: plasma membrane.